AUGCGCCCCGCUACCAAACCAAGCCUCAGAUAUGCCCCGCGGCCGCACCCGCUUCUUGCGACAGUUCUCGUGUUUUCCUGUAUCUUGGUAUUCUUCUAUCAACUUGUGCCGUCCUUCACCCAUGCGACGGACCAAAUCGUCACUUCGGUCACAGAUUACCUCGACUUGCACACGACUGGGAGAAAUCUCUGCACAAAGGAGGUCGGCACCGCCUAUUGCUGCCGUCUCCUUCUCGAUGCCGAGCCUUGCGUCAGCGAAUGUAGAACCCAACACGUCGACCGGGUAACACAAUCGCUCACUCUCGAAUACGAUCGAUGCGCAAGCCAGUGCUUGACCGAGUAUGAGGCAGCUUGCCCACACACCAGUACAUCCGGAAAAGCAAGCAAACUGCACAGCUGA
Molecule: messenger RNA, 399 nt
Organism: Exserohilum turcica Et28A
Lineage: Eukaryota; Fungi; Ascomycota; Dothideomycetes; Pleosporales; Pleosporaceae
Exons: 1
Coding region: 1-399 (132 amino acids)
Source: RefSeq, a predicted model, not a curated record